AUGUCAACCAUAGUUGUCAUUUUUUUUAAUAGGCUGUAUCUGCUUGGGUUUGAGCCGAAAGUCUCAGCUCUGUAUCCAGCAAUCCAGUUUCCAGUGCCACGAGACACACCUAGCCUUCAGCCUUUUACGACGUGGGAUCAUUCUGAGACGUACGGCCUUCCAGCUCACCUGGCUCACGUUGACGAGGGUACCAUGGCAGUUUCUGAACGCGUAUAUUCUUUGAAAGAAGUGAAAAACAUUUUGAACCACUACCAAGAAAAUGAUUCUCCAGUCUCACCGAUAUCUUUCUUCUUGAUUGAAAUUUGGAAGAUUUUCGGAGGGGUUGAGAAGAUGGAAUUCAACAAGCUUCCGGUUGUCUUCGAAAACAUCCAGCUUUACGCUGAGAUAAAUCUAUCAAUUGAAGAUCCUAGUGAAAUAUACUUCGGAAUUUUAUCUAGCGGGGAGUUUAUUGUAAAUCAAGUCAUCCGACGAGGUGAACAAGAGAUUGAAGAAGAGACGACUUUAAUCCGUGGAAAAAUCCAAGUCUGGGAGGACCCAAAACCUACGCUGUCUCUGAAGGAUGAAAUAGACGUUGCUGUCCAAAGUUUAAGCACCGAGUCACUUUGUAUUGAUGGUGUAAGAGUUCAAGCCAUAUCGGAUCUUAACUUAGCUAGCAACGGAAUGCUCGGCAAAAUACGAUGGAACAAAGACUGGGUGGAGUACCUCAAUGCCAUUUUCAACGCAAACCUUCUCCAGAAAAUCCAGGAAGCAGAUGCUGAGCUGCAACCUAUCUCGGUGCAGUUCAUACACAUUCAUCCUGAACGACUGGAAGCCAAAAGAGCUGGUUCCAACAUCGAGUUUUCGAUUCAAUCAACACUGCAAACUUUCGAAAGCGAAGGUGUUAGUUUGAGAAAAAUGACUACGAAACUGAAACCCACAGAGGAAGAGCUGGUUGAAAAACUCUACUUCGUAUCGUACGGGGAAACUUCUUUUGUUAAUCAGCAAGAUUUUAUGCAAGCUUGUCUGCAAGUGAUCGUCGAGAACUCUGCCCGAGCGAGAGUGGCAGAUGGUCCAACUAAAAUAAACAUGAUCAAACCAGAGCGUGAACCAAUCUUCAACCGAGUCUUCAAUAUCCUGGAAGAUGCUCUUCUCACACUAGACUCUGAAAUAAAUAUUGAAAUGACAAUUGGAGAUCCAAAAAGUUCAGUGUCUGAGGCCCACCUCGCAGUUUUGUCAGAUCCUAAGGCGAUUUCACAGCUAAGUGCUAUGGGAAAUAUUGAAAAUAUAUAUGUGCUUGCAGCCGUGCCCGACAGUAACUUCACGUGUGGAAAAGAAUACUCGGCCAUCUAUGAACAAACUUUCGGAUCCGAAAGGUUGUGUUUGUUCAAGAAGAUUAGUUUAUACAACGAACUGAAAACGUUUGUGGUCUCGAACAAUUGGCGUGCAAGUUUGGAUGCGCUGAAGGCAAAUGAAUUGAACAGGGGUGACACCGUAAUGCUCGUCAUGGAAAGGCCGUCAAGCAUAAAUCCCUUCUUCACAAUCCGAGAGAUACUAUUGGAGCUUUCUCAUGCCUAUAAAGCAAAAUGUUGCUUAAUAUUAGAUGAAUACGCGCCAAAAUUCUCAUCGUCCAACGAUCUGUACGGGAAGCAAUUCGAGAAGGAUCUCGCUAUAAACGUGCUCGAAAAUGGCCGAUGGGGCUGCUACCGGAAACAGCAAAUUCCAAAAACGAUUUUAACCCGCUUACUCCCGGCGAUGCCAGUUGCUGAUCGAGUUUCUGAUGACGUUGAUAUUCAGUUUAUUGGACUCAACGAGACAGAUUCGGAAGGUGGUGAGGGUGAAAUUGCUGUUUUGGAUUACUCUGGCAUUACAUCCUCUGGGGAUCACGUGAUGGGUAUCGCCUGCAAGGAGAGUGGAGCUGGGAAAAAAGUUAUCCUGGAUCCAAUCCUCCAAUGGAAAAUACCGAAGGACGUCCCAUUAGAUGAUGCUGCUGCACUUCCAUUUGCUUAUUUGAUGGCAAACUAUGUUAUAAGAGAUUGCUUCAAACCGAAAGUUUUAUCAAAAGUAGUAUUAGUGUACAACGGACACACAGCCAAUGGAUUGGCCCAAAUAGCUGUUGCCCUCGCUGAAGGUUACACAGUUCAUACAACAGUUCCCGAUGAUGAAGCGAAAGGGAUAAUCCGGCGCUUAUUCCCGAAGAUUCCAGAGUGGCAGAUCAGCAACCACAACGAACCGAACUACUAUACCUCGUUGAUGCGGGCCACCCGUGAUCGACUUGCGGGUGCCGGAGCGGACAUCGUGAUCAGCGACCUGCCCCCGGAGAAGAUGCUCGUCGCGUGGACUCUCGUCGCCCAACUAGGCUGCUUCUACAAUCUCAGCGAUGAGGUCUUCAAGCACAACGUUCCACUGCCCAUGAACAAAUUCAUUUACAACACCAGCUUCGUCAGCUGCACCAAGGCUAAUAUUAUCGCCAUGCCUCCGGAGAGGAAACGGGUCUUGAAAGGGAUCGUUGACGAAUUCCUCAGGGAUGGUCAGGUCGUCCGGCUGCCAUUCGAGACUCUGUCAGUGGAGAACAUCAGCUCGAAACCUAGAAUUAUCAAAGAGAGCCUUCAAUCUGGUGGUAAAUUACUAUUAAAAUUACAAAGCAACAUUAAAAACAGAAAUAAUCAACAAAUAAGCACAAAAUGCACAUCCUGUGACCCAGACGGUACCUACCUCGUUUUGAGUUCUACCAUUUCGAAGACGGCAGGUGUGAUCAAAUGGUUGCUAACGCAAGGCGCGAAGAGUAUCGCAAUCGCGACGACGAACAGGGCUAGCGGGAUGAACGCCGCAAGGGAGAUCGACGACUGUAUCGUGAAACACGGCGCGACCGUCCUCAUGACAGGCGGGGCCAAAGCGGCCACCAUUGAAGAGGCCACAGCCCUCGUCGAGCAGGCCUCCAAGCUCAGCAGGGUAGCCGCAGUCUUCACCAUAGGCCUGGAUUCCAACACAACAAUAGUGAGUAACAUUAAGCAAGUGAUGAAGAAAAUGAAAUUGCCGGGCCCACUUGUUAAUUUACACGGUAAGAACUCCCGGAUAGUACCAGACACGAUUUCGAUUGCCUGCGAGGGCAACGUAAAUUACGAUCAAGUUCUAAGUCAUGCCAUGACCAACCCUGAUGAAGCGGCAGCUUAUGCAGUCACAGAGAGAGCACGGAAUAAAGACACUAGGAUUUCAGUUUUAGAUCAAAACACCCGGCGAACUCAAAAACUCACGGACUACCUACCAUCCUCACUGGAAAAUCUUGAAGAGAUGGGUCGGCUUCUGACCUACAACGAUUCGACCUGUGAUACUCAAACGCUAGCUAAGUUUGUUCUAACCACAACCAAAGCUCCCUUCGACAAGCUUUACAAAGAAAUUAGGCCCGUUUUUGUCAUACCGGCAUUCUGUGAGACUCAGAUCAGGCCCCUUAUUUCUAAGCUCAUGUAUCCAUGUUUCGUGGCCCACAUUAAGCCAGAUGUGCCAACAGUCAACCAAGUAGCUCUGCAUUUACUUAAGUCAAUGAUGCGUAUCCAGAAGAAAGGCCCAUACACGAUAGUGGGUGAAACUUUGAGCGGCGGUGUUGCGAUGGUGCUCUCAAGGUUGCUAUCCGACGCCGGUCACGAGGUGUCUCUGUUCCUUCUCCAAGGAAUCCCCGAUAAAAUGCAAACAUUACUACCAUCUCAAGAAAACCUUAGCGAAUAUUUGGUAGAUGUUUUAUUCAACGCAAAUGCAAAGUUCACAAGCUCUAGCAGCACACGAGGCUCAGGCAACUUUUUAGAUUCUUUACCGGACACAUGUGAUAAGUCACUGGUAGAGCGAGCUUUUAAGGCUAUCCAUAAAAGUUUAGAGCUUUCGAUAAGUUGCGCAACGGCUGUGAAGCAGAAAGGCACUCUGAUCCUCAUGGAAAUGGAAUAUUUUUGUCAACUCUCAAUCGACGACAUUGACCAAAUGUCUGAGAAAUCUGUGCGACUUGUCAAAUCAGAACGGAAUUCUUACGAGGAGAUGCUAACGGACCCUGUCAUCUUGAGGACUAUUGCCAGAGAUACAGCAUUUUCCUGGACUGCCUACUAAUUAUCUUGAUCCUAUAGCAAAAUUAUAUUGUGAAAACCUUUACCAAUUUUGUAUGAGAAUAAACAUCCAAAGAGGAAUACAGAGCUGGAGGGUGAAACGGUGUAUACGGUUCAAUUUUUUUAAAAUUAACUCUUCACCUAUUUAUUGUAAAUUUUCAGCGCAAAAUCUUGUAAAAUUGGAUCUUAUACACUCAUUUCACCCGCUUGUUCAGUAUAUACAUAGAAUACUUAAUUCAAGAUUUACAAUAAGAAUAAGUAAAAACCGGGAAAAGACAUUUUCUUUCCAUUAUUUUUUUUUUGUUCACGAUUAAUUAUUAAACUAAAAGCUGUACAA
Messenger RNA from Bemisia tabaci, 4401 nucleotides. NCBI's taxonomy places the organism in Eukaryota, Metazoa, Arthropoda, Insecta, Hemiptera, Aleyrodidae. The record is from RefSeq and is a predicted model, not a curated record.